AUGUCUAUGACAGUAGAUGAUUGCUUCAAAGUCCGAGACGGCUUCCCUCGGCCGUUCCCCAACACGCCCUCCAAUGUGCUUGAGCAGUUCAAGUUGACCGGCAAGGUCGUCGUUGUGACCGGUGCUGCCGAUGGUCUGGGUCUCGCUGUGGCAGAGGCAAUGGCGGAAGCGAAUGCCCAGGUAGCCUUUUGGUACAACUCAAACGAUGCUGCCAUUGCAAAGGCAGAGGAAAUCGGGAAGGAUCACGGUGUCAAAACCGCUGCCUACAAGGUUGAUGUCUCCAACGCCGAGCAAGUACAGAGCACCAUAGCCAAGGUUGUCCAAGACUUUGGAAGAAUCGAUGUCUUUGUGGCCAACGCCGGUAUGGCAAUUUCAAAGCCCAUCUUGGAACAAACCCUCGAAGAGUUUGACAAGCAGAUGUCUGUGAAUGUCAACGGAGUUGUUUAUUGCUCAAAGUAUGCUGGAGAGGUUUUCCAACGCCAAGGAGCAGGAAACCUCAUCAUCACCUCCAGCAUGAGCGCGCACAUCGUCAACGUGCCAGUUGAUCAACCAGUCUACAACAGCACCAAGGCCUUUGUUACCCAUUUCGGUAAAUCCUUGGCUCGCGAAUGGCGGGAGUUUGCCCGAGUGAACAUUGUUUCACCUGGAUUCUUCGAUACCAAGAUGGGUGCAGGCCCCUCAGCUCUCAAUGAGGCCUACCGGAUGUCAUCUCUUGGAAGGCAAGGCCAUGUGAAGGAGAUCAAGGGCCUUUACCUAUAUCUUGCUAGUGAUGCGUCUACUUAUAUGACUGGAAGCGAUGUUCUUAUCGAUGGCGGUUACGUUCUGCCGUAA
Messenger RNA from Ilyonectria robusta, 831 nucleotides. RefSeq names its product putative short-chain dehydrogenase. Gene Ontology annotation, cellular component: intracellular anatomical structure. Bases 1 to 831 code for a protein of 276 amino acids. The record is from RefSeq and is a predicted model, not a curated record. Lineage: Eukaryota; Fungi; Ascomycota; Sordariomycetes; Hypocreales; Nectriaceae. Gene Ontology annotation, molecular function: oxidoreductase activity, acting on NAD(P)H, oxygen as acceptor. The transcript has 5 exons.